GUUGUUGUGCUCUGUGAAGAGUCAGAGGCUACUGUCAGCUGUAGGACAAUAGGGAAGGAUCAAACUGCAGGAUAAUCACAGAUCAGAACUGCCAGUCUCUUUGCAGCCAAACCUGCCCUUGCCCUGCCACUUGGCAAAAGGUGCUGCUGCUCGCGCCAGCACAUAGCGGCUCUUGAGGCAGACACUUGCAGCGGUGGUGAGGCGUGAACUCAGAUUACACACUGCCAGCCCAGAGGGGACUCUCAAAAUAAGAUGGAGAGAUCGCCGGAGUGGAUUCUUCUUCUCUUCCUGUUCAGCCUUGGUCAUGGCUUCCCCCCAUGGGAGGACAGAAAUGCUCUAAUAGAAAAGGAGAAUAGCCGCCGAGCCGGGGGAAACAUCAUCCUCGGAGAGAGAGAAAAGGAGGCCAACAAAAAUCUGAUGAGGAUUAAAGCGGCUGAAAUAAGCCAAGCGGCCGCCACAGGGGUCUUUCCACCCAGCAUGCACUUCUUCAAGGCACGCAGCCUUAUACAGCAGAGCAAAGUGUUCAGGAUUUUAAGACAGAUGCCGAAAGGGGGUGCACUCCAUCUGCACGAUUUCGCCAUCCUGAGUGUUGAUUGGCUGGUGAAGAACGCGUCGUACCUUCAGGACUGCUACAUCUGCUUUACCGGCAGCGGAUCGGUGAGGUUCAUCUUCUCCAAACCGGCUCCGGUGGGUCAGCUGCCCCCGGGCUGUUCAGAGUGGCUGCUGCUGGAGACGUAUAGGAAGACGCUGGGAGAUGUCACCAAGUUCGAUAACAGCCUGAUCCGGAACCUGACGCUGCUAACAGACACUCCGGAGCUAGAUUACCCCAACCAAGACGUGAUCUGGCGCCGGUUCGAGGGGGCAUUCAUUGCUGCAAUCGGCCUCAUUUCCUACGCCCCGGUCCUCAAAGCUUACAUCUAUGAGGGUCUGCGGGAACUGUAUGAGGACAACAUCCAGUAUGUCGAACUGCGAGCCAUGCUGCCUUCGAUAUACGAGCUGGACGGUACAACUCAUGGCCGCUUCUGGCUGGUGGAGACUUACAGGGAUGUCACCAGGCAGUUCAUGAACGCUUACCCAGAAUUCAUGGGGAUGAAGAUCAUUUACACCGUACACAGACAUGAGAAUGCUUCCAAGGUUGGGGAUGCCAUUCGUACUGCAAUUCAGCUCAUAUCCCAGUACCCAGACACCGUUGCCGGCUUUGAUUUGGUUGGCCAAGAAGAUGGAGGUCAUUCACUCUACGAUCUUCGAGACGCCCUCAACAUCCCCAGCCAGACAGGUUUUACCCUGCCUUACUUCUUCCACGCUGGAGAGACUAGUUGGCUAGGCAUGGAUGUGGACCGGAAUGUCCUGGAUGCUCUGCUGCUGAAUACAUCAAGAAUCGGGCAUGGGUAUGCCCUCCUAAAACACCCGGUGGCCAGAGAGUUGUCACUGAAGAUGAAUGUCCCACUUGAAAUCUGUCCCGUCUCCAACCAGGUCCUUCUCUUGGUGUCUGACCUUCGCAACCACCCGGCAGCUGCCCUCCUGGCUGAUGGCCACCCACUGGUCAUCAGCUCCGAUGACCCAUCCAUUUUUGGAGCCCAAGGGGUUUCGUAUGACUUCUACGAAGUGUUCAUGGGGUUUGGGGGGAUGGAGGCCGAUCUGAGGACUCUCAAACAACUGGCACUAAACUCAAUCAACUACAGCUCGUUGUCCGCAGACGGCAAGGACAAGCUCAUGGAAAUCUGGCAGAAGAACUGGGACAAGUUCGUUGAAGAUUUAGCCAAGGAAACCUGGGGAGACAGCCAAUAGGAGACGAGGGCUUACGUACGAUGGAAGACCCGUUAUUUGGCAUCCCAUAAAGCUGCUGGAAUACCGAGUGCUUUCUUUUCUUCCAGGAAGCAAAAGCACUUCACACAACUUUGAACAAAAUAAAGGGUCACCAGUAGGAGGGGAGUGAAUUGUGUGUGAAUGGAGACAACCCUGAGUCAUAGGAGCUGUGACAGAAGACUGUGACAGAAGGAU
Messenger RNA from Nanorana parkeri, 2001 nucleotides. RefSeq names its product cat eye syndrome chromosome region, candidate 1 (gene ADA2). The transcript has 11 exons. Gene Ontology annotation, biological process: inosine biosynthetic process; adenosine catabolic process. Gene Ontology annotation, molecular function: adenosine deaminase activity. The coding region runs from base 253 to 1788 and encodes 511 amino acids. The record is from RefSeq and is a predicted model, not a curated record. NCBI's taxonomy places the organism in Eukaryota, Metazoa, Chordata, Amphibia, Anura, Dicroglossidae.